Molecule: messenger RNA, 936 nt
Organism: Closterium sp. NIES-65
Lineage: Eukaryota; Viridiplantae; Streptophyta; Zygnematophyceae; Desmidiales; Closteriaceae
Source: the annotation of a GenBank genome assembly
AUGGCUGUAGAAAGGGAGGAGAAUGAGCUUAGCGAGGCAGUUAGAGGGCUGUUUGCAACAGUGAGAGGGGAACUGGCAACAGUGAGGGAGGAGCUGGCAGUAGUGAAGGGGGAGGUGGCGGCAGCAGUGGCGGAGAAGGCGGCACAGGAGAGUGAACGAGGUACAGAACCUAUCUUUCCUGCCACAACCCCCCUCCCUCCUCUAAUCCUGCUCCCUGAAUUCAUCCUCUCCUCCUGCUACACCUCACUGUGCAGGCGCACGCCCUGCAUUGGGCUCGCCCCAUCAGUCAUGGCUCGGAUGACUGCAGUGGCCAUGCUGCUGCCAGCGCUGCUGCUCGCCCUCCUUCUUGCCACUGCCAUCAGCAUCACACCAAUUGGCAGGCAGGGACGCUUCCUGUCAUAUGCCCGCGUAUUUCCUAAACCUCACAAGACCGCAUUGUUGCAAUGUUUUGAUGGGGUAUGCAUUCUCAUCAUUGGAUGUUAUCAUCAGCAGCUGCCCUCACAGCUCUCCUGCUGCCCUCACAGCUCUCCUGCUGCCCUCACAGCUCUCCUGCUGCCCUCACAGCUCUCCUGCUGCCCUCACAGCUCUCUUGCUGCCCUCACAGCUCUCCUGCUGCCCUCACAGCUCUCCUGCUGCCCUCACAGCUCUCCUGCUGCCCUCACAGCUCUCCUGCUGCCCUCACAGCUCUCCUGCUGCCCUCACAGCUCUCCUGCUGCCCUCACAGCUCUCCUGCUGCCCUCACAGCUCUCCUGCUGCCCUCACAGCUCUCCUGCUGCCCUCACAGCUCUCCGUCUGCGUAAAGGUGAAAGCUCAAAGCUCAGUUCCACUACUCUUGACUUCCUCAUCCUCUUAAUGCUCCACUCACAUCUUCUCUCCCCAAAAACUCCCAUCCAUGAGUUGCCGUGUGCCUGUGUUUCCAUGUGCUGCCAUGUGUAG